UUGUAUCUCUUCUCUCAGCGUGUUUGCUUAAGUCCUGGUGUCGCAGGGAAAGUGCUUUCAGACAGAGAGUACCAGGCUAAAAACUGGAAGCAAUUUGUAUCUUUUCUUUGGAGUCAAGGCAGAGUCUGAGAGCAUCAGCAAACAAGCAUGACUCAGUGUCCUGUUUUGCUUGAUCAAUGGUGCUGUGUGGAUGGAAAUUGUUGUUCUGUAAGUGCAGUGGAACAGAAUAGCAAUUUAUCGUCACUCAAAUGUAUGAAAAUAUGGUGAGGAACCUGCUGCAGUUGGAGGCAACGCGCCCAGGGGAGCAACGGAGAAACCCCUGCCUGACCUCAUGACACCUUUGGCAAACACCAGAGGCUACAGCAUUCCAACACUUUCCAUUGAAAACAUGUCCAUGAAUAGCACAUUGGAACCACCGAGUAGACCCAGCGGAGGGGCCAUUCUCAUCCCGGCCAUAUAUUUCACCGUGUGUGCCAUUGGCCUCAGUGGUAACACGCUGGUCAUCCAUGUCAUCCUCCAUUAUGCCAAAAUGGAAUCCGUCACCAACCUCUACAUCCUGAACCUCGCCAUAGCCGACGAACUCUUCAUGAUUGGCCUGCCUUUCCUUGCCAUUCAGAACGCCUUGUCCUACUGGCCAUUCGGCUCACUCAUGUGCCGAUUGGUCAUGACAGUGGAUGGGAUCAACCAAUUCACCAGUAUCUUCUGCCUCACCGUCAUGAGCAUCGACAGGUACUUAGCUGUGGUCCACCCUGUGAAGUCCAUCAAAUGGCGCAAGCCGCACGUGGCCAAGGUCAUCAACGCAAUGGUCUGGGCCAUCUCCUUUGUGGUGGUUCUCCCAGUUGUCAUCUUUUCUGAUGUGAAGUUUGGCAUGCACACGUGCAACAUCAACUGGCCGGAGCCCAUUAUGGUCUGGUCCACGGCCUUCAUUAUUUACACGGCCACCUUAGGCUUCUUUGGCCCUCUGCUGGUCAUCUGCCUCUGCUACCUUCUCAUCGUAAUCAAGCUGAGGUCCUCUGGCAAGAAGGUGAGGGCCACCUCUACCAAGAGGAAGAAAUCCGAGCGGCGGGUGACCUGGAUGGUUGUCAUCGUGGUGGCGGUGUUCGUCUUCUGCUGGCUGCCGUUCUACGUGAUGAACAUAGUCAACCUGGUGUCCAGCAUGCCCUCGGAGCCCGCCUUGGUGGGUCUCUACUUCUUUGUGGUGGUGCUGUCGUAUGCCAACAGCUGUGCCAACCCUAUCAUCUACGGCUUCCUGUCGGACAACUUCAAGCAAGGUUUCCGCAAGAUCCUGUGCCGGGCCAGCCGGAAAGUGGAUAACAACAACAUGGGCAGCAGAGGGACGGGCAGCACCUACAUGGAGAUGCAACAUGUCAACAACAUCGCCCAGAGUGCCCCGGCCUGCCAGAACCUGCUGGGCGGGAGCUCAGAGCAGAAGGUACCCAAUGAAGUCCUACCGAACUCAACCAAAAAUGGGACCCUGGAGAUCAGUGACUUAUAAACCGUUGCUAACCACCGUCACUAUCCAUGUUGCUUUUUUUCCCCUGUUGUUGGAUAAAUCUGAAUUUAUUGAACCUUCUAGGCCAAUUGCCCCAAAAGAGAAAUCGCACUGGAGUUGAACAGGAGAUACUUGGAGAGAUUUCCUUGGCCCAUGUCUCAUUCCAAGGUGGUAGGUCUCAAGCAUUGGUACAAUUGGUCUUAGUGCCCCUAGCUUAAGGAAUGAGUUUGGGGCUGGUGGCCAAAUGUUAACCAGACCUUAACAGCCAAGGCCUUGUGUCUUGGCACAAGCUCAAGUGGCUGCCAAGAAGCUGGACAGGUAGCCAAUGGGCGUGAACCCAGCCCCAGGGCAGAAUCUCAUUGGAGGAGCUGGUGAUAGUGUCAGCAGUGAGGUUGAGUCCAAAUCUUCAGGAGGAUGAGGGAGAUGUAGGUGAUUGGAAGGAGGAGGCAAGGGGAGAAUUUGACUGCACAUGCAAGCCCUUGGACACUAGGAGGGCAAUUGGGAAACGAGGCAGACUAAUAUGGAGGAAGAGAUGGCAAUGAUCCCCAGCUCAUUUAAAUUCCUUCAAAAUACAUUUCACGAGCUUUGUCACCCAAUGAUAUCUGCAAUACUUUUUGCAGAUUAGGACCCGAAGAACUGAAUCAGUGGAUGUGUGUGGUAUAGCACAGUAUUUGCACUGUGCUGC
Stegostoma tigrinum is the source of this 2177-nucleotide messenger RNA. Its product is annotated as somatostatin receptor type 5-like. The transcript is spliced from 3 exons. The record is from RefSeq and is a predicted model, not a curated record. Gene Ontology annotation, biological process: neuropeptide signaling pathway. The coding region runs from base 332 to 1495 and encodes 387 amino acids. Gene Ontology annotation, molecular function: neuropeptide binding; somatostatin receptor activity. Gene Ontology annotation, cellular component: membrane; neuron projection. NCBI's taxonomy places the organism in Eukaryota, Metazoa, Chordata, Chondrichthyes, Orectolobiformes, Stegostomatidae.